Messenger RNA from Lolium rigidum, 1504 nucleotides. RefSeq names its product salt tolerance receptor-like cytoplasmic kinase 1. Gene Ontology annotation, biological process: protein phosphorylation. The record is from RefSeq and is a predicted model, not a curated record. Gene Ontology annotation, cellular component: plasma membrane. Gene Ontology annotation, molecular function: protein kinase activity; ATP binding. The coding region runs from base 55 to 1095 and encodes 346 amino acids. Lineage: Eukaryota; Viridiplantae; Streptophyta; Magnoliopsida; Poales; Poaceae. The transcript has a single exon.
CCGGCCGCUUCCUCCUUGAGAGCCGGUCCCGGCUCGCCGGGUGGGAGGUCAGAGAUGCUGCUGCACAGGCACAAGUUCCCGCUCCUCUGCUGCGGCUGCGGAGGAGCCGGCGGCGGCGUCGUUGCCACCGGCGUGGCCGCCCGAGGAGCAGCCCACGUCGACGACGACGCCGCAAAGAACACCGGCAACGGCAAGGGCGCGAGGCAGCUGUCGUGGGCGCAGGUGGAGGCCAUGACGGCGGGCUUCACGACGGCCGUGGUCGGCGAGGGCGGCUUCAGCACCGUCUACCUCGCGCGCCUCUCCGCCGGCGGCUCCAAGCCCCAGCUGGCCGCCGUCAAGCUGCACCGCAGCUGCAGCGAGCGCCUCCGCCGCGCCUUCCGGCAGGAGCUGGACGCGCUGCUCCGCGUCCGCCACCCGCACAUCGUGCGCCUGCUCGCCUUCUGCGACCAGCGCGACGAGGGCGUGCUCGUGCUCGAGUUCGCGCCCAACGGCAACCUGCACGACAACCUCCACGCUGGUGAAGGCAAGCAGGUCAUACCGAUGCCGUGGGCUCGGCGAGUGGCGGUGGCGCUGCAGGUGGCCCGCGCGCUGGAGUACCUCCACGACCGGUGCGAGCCGCAGGUGGUGCACGGCGACGUGAAGGCCUCCAACGUGCUGCUGGACGCCGCCAUGGGCGCCAGGCUGUGCGACUUCGGGUCGGCCCGCGCCGGGUUCUCGGCGUCGGCGUCCGUCCGCCCGCCUCGGGCCGUGUUGGGCUCGCCGGGGUACGUGGACCCGCACUACCUCAGGUCCGGCGUGCUCACCAGGAAGAGCGACGUGUACAGCUUCGGCGUGCUGCUCCUCGAGCUGCUCACGGGCACGCAGCCAUUCCACGACGGCCGGCUCCUGACCUCCGCCGUCGUGCCGAUGAUCAAGGCCGGCUCGUGCGACGUGGGCAAGCUCGUUGACCAGAGGUUGGGGUGCCAGUUCGACGUCGCACAGGCAGCCACCAUCGCCUCGUUGGCGGCAGAGUGUGUCAUGGAGAACCCGACACUCCGGCCGUCCAUGGCAGAUGUGGUCCGGGCACUGGAACAGACCUCGGUGGCGCGCCGGUAGAUGAUCGACGGCAAAGGCAAAGCCGUGAGACGUGCUCGGCAAGAGGAAGUAGAGUGGACCCGCACGAUGGAUGCAUAGAUCCGACGUGGAGGGCACUGUGACCGUAGGAUGCGGGCGAGAGAUGCCGUGUCGUGGAACGAACAAAUUGCGAAGCAAUUGGGUUGGUGAGGAGCAAGUGCCCGUGGUGGAGAGUACCAACAGAACAAAGCAAAUAAAAAUGGUUGGUCUGGAUAGGGACCUGAGAAGAGGAGAAUAACAUUAAGCUCUAGGAUUAAAUUUUUUGUGCAGAUUUCUUUCUGUUUCGUUUUCUAAUCUCGUGGUGAUCAUGAGAUCUUGUACCUAAUGUAGAGUAGUGGUGAUCAUUUCUCAAUACAACAUUGGUUCCAACUUCCAUGAAAAAAGGAAAAAA